This is a messenger RNA of Frankliniella occidentalis (western flower thrips), 2134 nucleotides long. RefSeq lists its product as uncharacterized. The record is from RefSeq and is a predicted model, not a curated record. Gene Ontology annotation, molecular function: protein binding. The coding region runs from base 529 to 2049 and encodes 506 amino acids. The transcript has 3 exons. Lineage: Eukaryota; Metazoa; Arthropoda; Insecta; Thysanoptera; Thripidae.
AUGACGACUCCUGCGUCCAGUUCUGGAUGAAGCUGCCGCCCGGCUCGGCCCGGCCGCGGCCGGCGACAGAGCAGAGUCGCAGAGUUCUGCGAUUCGCGGGAGCCAGCCAGCCACCGAGCGCUCGUCGCCAGAGUGCCCGGCGCGGCCCGUUUCUUCCUCAACGGGCCGGGUGGUCGGCCGGACCGCGGCUUUUUGGCGUGGCGAGAGUAGCAGUAGCUAUCGGCCAGCGCCGCGACCCGGCCGGACCCGCGCACAGCAGACUUCGGCACUGUUUGGAUGUCCGGCCGGUGACUGCUGCCGCCACGCCAAGCCACAGCACCGCAGCACCCCGCAUGCACAGUCGCUCUCGCACGCCUCAGGCCCUCAGGCGACUGGCCCAUAUCAUCACAACUCUGCGACAGAGGUCGACAGACGGACACCCCGGACACCACUCACCAUUCACACCGUUCGACCGUUGGGUGCCAAAACAGAACCGGCUGCAACAACGGAUCCCAGGUGUGCAGUGGACGGCGACAUCUGGGAACUAAAAUGGACACGGACCAACAUGCACUGUUAAAAGCCUGCAAAGGCUUGGACCGGCUCCCCGAGUUGGCGCUGCUGGAGGUGCUGAAGCUCCUGCCCGUCGAAGACCUGCUCGCCUGCCGCCUUGUGUGCAAGCGGCUCGGCGAGCAGGCGAUGCACCCGACCGUGUGGCGGGAGAAGCGUUUAGGUCGUGAAGAGAACAAGAAACUGGCCUGUCAGGUGCUGCGUCUGGCGCCGUGCUUGGACUGGAUGUUAGUGUGGCACACACAGUUCAUGGACCCCUCGGACUGCUGCGACCACCUGUACACGACCGACUGUGCUUUGAGGUCGAUGGAGUUGCAUUGCUACACCUCGUUUGCCGCCCAGGCGGCCCUCUUGAUCCAACGCCAGGCGUUUCUCGGCCGGCUGAGGAGGCUACAGAUCAAACUUAUAACCCGGGAAACGGCCGAGGACUCCAUACUUUUUCGUACAAUGGCUUUAACACCGGGACUGGAGAGCCUCGCCAUAACCGCCCACCACGGGGUGGACUCUGGCGUCCCCCGCUUCAGGAGGUACCCCCUGAGCGUGCACGUGCCCAGUUCAAUCAAGAGCGUGAGUUUCCGAUUUUCCGGGCGAGAGUCCUUCGUCAACUUCGUGCUGUCCAAGCACGCCGCCAGCCUCGAGACGGCCCUCUUCUCCGAGUCGGCGUCGGACUCGACGCUGCAGCUGCUGGCCGGGCUGUCGCGCCUGCGCGAGCUGACCUGCCGGAUACAGCCCGGGCUGCAGGUCCUGGCGGCGAGCGAGACCCUGCAGGCCCUGACUAUGCUGGUGGAGCGGGAGACCGAGGAGGCCACCGACCCCGCCGACGCCGUGAAGCUCGUCCGCCGGGCGCCGCGCCAACUGCGCGAGUUCUCGCUCAGGUGGCGGUACGUUAGCAGUAGCCCGCACGACCACUCCGCCGACGUCGCCGUGGAGCUGCUCCGGGCCGCGGCCUCCGGCGCCGCGCGCUCGCGCCUGGAGAGGCUGUCGGCCGAGUUCGAGCGGUGCCGGGAGUGUCCUCACAGGUCCACCAGCAUGGAGCAGGAGAAGCGGGAGCUGUUCGACGCGCUGCUGGCGGCGCUGCCGGCGCUGCCGGCGCUGCGGGAGCUGCGCGUGCACGCCAUUGGGUCGUACGAGCGGCUGCUGCGCGGCCUCGGCGCCGCGGCCGCGCCGGCCCUGCGGUGCCUCUCGGUGAGGGCCUGCGCCCACGCCCUGCUGCACGACGACGACGCGGCCCUCCUGGCGGCGCUGCUGACGGCCAGACCCUCGCUGCACGUCCGGGCCAGCUGCAACCACGUCGGGUUCGAGGACAAGCUCCCGUGGAGCCCGACCUGCGGCCGGUGCGACGCCUGCAAGCUCGACUGCCAUCCCGAGCUGCGGGAGCGUGGGGGCGUACUGCUGUAUCCGUGGCGGAUGGAGCACUCCGGCGUCACCUCUGCGUGUUUCUACCGCGAGGGGCACGGCCCGGCCCCGACAUGCGGGCCAGACUGCAUCCUGGUGAGCGUGUGAUUAGCCGACUGCCUCUCAAAGUGCGGUCCACUUCGUAUCAAUGUCAAAAUUAAUUAUUGAAUAAACUGAAUGAUUUAUUACAAAA